CCAACCCAAUUUGGAAGUUGGAAGGAAACAACUCACCUCCGCCCACCCCCCUCUCUCUCUCUCUCUCUUAAACUUUUCACUUUCUCUCUCUAAAACCAUUUAAUAUAAUUCUUCUCUCCCUCUCUGAAUUUCGGUUCUUACUUUUUAAGUUUUUACAAGCUCCUGUUUUCUAGGGUUUUUGUUCUUCUUUGAUCCAACUGAUUGCUAAUACUCAUUUCUAAUAAUCUACAAUCUAAUCAGAUUCAGCUCAUGUAGUGAAUUUUUCAGUUAACUAGGUGCUAUUAAUUUUUUUUUCCUAAGGCGUCAGGUAAAUUAAUGGCUCAAUUCCGGCGAACUCUGUCGCCGGCGUAUCAUGAUCGGCAGUACCCGAACGGCGCCGGCGGUGUCUUAUCUGUUUCAUCUCCGUCUCACAAGUUCUCUUCCACAAACGCCAAGUACACAUCUCCGUUUCCGGCGCUGGCGACGAGUGCGGCGGCGCUCCGGAAGUUUCUCGCCGGAGUCUUUGUCCGGAGGUACGGCCGGAAAGGACAGUGGAGGAAGGCUCUGUACCGUUGCCUGCUAUGCUUCUUCGUCGGUUUCAUGCUCGGAAUGUUUCCAUUCGGCCACCACGUCGUCGUCGACGACGUUCGCCCUAGCGACAUGUCGUUCGAGAUCAAGCCACCUCACGCCAACGCGCAGUUGCUUCAGGAGAAUCACGUUCUCAAGAACCGCGUCGGCGGAAAAGAAGGAACCGAAGUAGUUGAAGCCGCGGUCGGUGGCGGCAGCGAUAGCGGCAGAGAGAGCGGUUUCAUCAUCGAUCCGGUGAGCCUGAGCGUAGCGAACCAUCACUCGAUAGCGGAGCGCUUCGAUUUCGUGCCGCGGAAGCAGCUGAUUGUGGUAACACCGACCUAUAACCGUGCUUUACAGGCGUAUUUCUUGAAUAGGCUGGGGCAGUUACUGCGGCUGGUGCCUCCGCCAGUGCUGUGGGUUGUGGUGGAGAUGAAUGCGGCGUCAAUGGAGACGGCGGAGUUGCUGAGGAAAACGGGAGUGAUGUAUAGGCACUUGGUUUGCGCUAAGAACUCGACUGAUGUGAAGGACAGAGGAGUUCAUCAGAGGAACACGGCGUUGGAGCACAUUGAGCGCCAUAAGCUUGAUGGAAUCGUUUACUUUGCGGAUGAUGAUAAUGUGUAUUCGCUUGAGUUGUUCGAUACCUUGAGAGACAUCAGUCGCUUUGGCACUUGGCCUGUUGCUAUGCUAGCACCCAGCAAGAACAAGGCUAUUUUGGAGGGCCCUGUAUGCAAUGCAAGCCAAGUGAUUGGAUGGCAUACAAACGAGAAAAGUAAAAGACUUCGUAGGUUUCAUGUUGAUAUGUCUGGAUUUGCUUUUAAUAGCACAAUCCUGUGGGAUCCAAAGCGAUGGCGACGCCCUACUACAAAUCCUAUUCGACAAUUGGAUACAGUGAAAGAGGGUUUUCAAGAGACGACCUUUAUAGAGCAAUUGGUGGAAGAUGAGAAUCAAAUGGAAGGUUCUCCUGUUGGUUGUUCCAAAGUAUUGAAUUGGCAUCUCCAUUUGGAUUCUCAUAACGUAGUUUAUCCAAAGGGUUGGCUGCUUCAGAAAAACCUAGAUGCUGUGGUCCCUGUCAACUAAUCCUUCUCUGAAUCUAUUGUGAAUGUGUGAUAGUUUGCCCAUAUUUGGUAUUGGUUCGUCACUGAAUAGAUGGGUGCAUCAGUUAGCCAUCUUUGGCACUGAUGCAUUAUGUUGCACGCCAAGACAGGAACUGGUUACUAGUCUUUUCAUGAGUUCCCUUGCACAAAAUUAUAUGCAGAGGCAAAAUUUUUGUAGAAUAUGUUGCCUUGUUUGUUUGAAGGAGACAAAGAUCGUCUGCCAAGAAAAAAAAACAAAAGAGAGGAAGAAGGAAAGUGGGGAAAACAGGACAAGGAUUUUAUUCAAAUUACAUGAUGUUCAAGGUUAUACACAGCUAUGUAUUAGGUAUAUAUAGAUCAUAGAUUUUUCUUGGGGGCUAAUUCGAUGUGGACCAAAACUGUUUCUGAUUUAGGCCUUAUCAAAAUCUGCAGAGGGGUAACUUCUCAACUUUGUACUCUAUUCCUUUUCAUUCUUUCAAUUGAUGGUAUUCUUGCAAUACUUGAGUAGUUUGGAUGAAUUUUACUUAUUAAAUGACGUGCACGAUAAUAUGUAAAGCAGUUUGAACUUUGAAGGCGAAUAUUUCUACAUUGAACGGACUCUGAUGGUAGACAAUUAUUUACUUGUUACAAGGACAACAAUUAGGGUACUACGGCAAAGUAUGUAAUUGCUGUUCAAAUUUCUGUGGUAUUUAGUAUAACAUGGUUACUUGGUCGUCAAUUCUGACAACUGUAAAUGACCUGUUGUCCAGUCUUGGAUCAAUGAAUUUUGUAAGAUAUAUAUACUUUUAGUAUUUUAAAUUUGAUGUUUA
Messenger RNA from Arachis stenosperma, 2431 nucleotides. Its product is annotated as probable beta-1,4-xylosyltransferase IRX9H. Gene Ontology annotation, molecular function: galactosylgalactosylxylosylprotein 3-beta-glucuronosyltransferase activity; xylosyltransferase activity. The record is from RefSeq and is a predicted model, not a curated record. Gene Ontology annotation, biological process: plant-type secondary cell wall biogenesis; glucuronoxylan biosynthetic process. The coding region runs from base 316 to 1626 and encodes 436 amino acids. The transcript is spliced from 4 exons. Gene Ontology annotation, cellular component: Golgi membrane. NCBI's taxonomy places the organism in Eukaryota, Viridiplantae, Streptophyta, Magnoliopsida, Fabales, Fabaceae.